Molecule: messenger RNA, 729 nt
Organism: Lasiodiplodia theobromae
Lineage: Eukaryota; Fungi; Ascomycota; Dothideomycetes; Botryosphaeriales; Botryosphaeriaceae
Exons: 1
Coding region: 1-729 (242 amino acids)
Source: RefSeq, a predicted model, not a curated record
AUGCUAACCAUGCGCCUCCCGCUCUCCCACCACCUCGCCUUCGUCUCGCGCGUCAACAAUGCCAUAUGCAUGCAACUAUCUGCACUCAAGUCCCACAACCCGGCAUACGCGGCUUUGGAACAGGACAUCGUAUUUCGGGAUAACUUCCCUUCAGUCCACGAGCCGGGCAUCGGGGCUACGAUGCGGCUUGACGCGUGCUGCUACCUGGUCCAGGAACCCGUGAUCCCCGUCGCGCUGGCGGUGGCCGAGGCGGGCAACUACAAGCAGUUGGAGGAUUUUCUUUGUCGUGUGUUCAAAAAGGAUGCAAAGGUCAGGAUGCUGGUCGUAUUUCAGUUUCAGAAGCCAGAGGAGGGUAUGGGCGCGAUGGUGGAACAGUACUUGCGGGUUGAAAAGACAACCGAAUCAGACCAUGGAGAGCCAACGUUAGCGGAAAGCGUCAUGGUGUUUCGGAACCUAGAUGGGACAUUUCCGCCGUGGAAUGGCAGAGGGAAAGGUCAAGCGCUUACUCUGCCAAUGCCACUGUUCCGCGGCACGAAUGAUCCGAAGGAGCUUUUCCCGGGCUGGGAAGAAGAAAUCUCGAUCUCACUUUGCCAGAUUUACCAGAUGCUGUACGAGGAGGAAUUCAAGCUGAAGUUUUUGAAUGUCGAGCAAGGGGAGCUGCAGAGUAGCUGGGAGGUUUUGGAGGCAGAGCCCGUUGAGAAUCAGAAGAGCAAGGUCACUUCACCGUAA